Molecule: messenger RNA, 657 nt
Organism: Rhizoctonia solani
Lineage: Eukaryota; Fungi; Basidiomycota; Agaricomycetes; Cantharellales; Ceratobasidiaceae
Exons: 4
Coding region: 1-657 (218 amino acids)
Source: RefSeq, a predicted model, not a curated record
AUGUGGCCGUCUCGGCCACGGCGAAUACGCAAGCCUUUCGAUCGCAGCACAAUGACAUACGUAUACGUCUCUGAAGAACAGCCACUUGUCGUAGGCUUGGAUGAAAAGGCCAGGCGUAGACGUCGUUGCCGCCGUUUCGCCCACUUCAUCGUGGCUUCGAUUGCGCUUAUCCUUAUUGGCUAUGGCUCACUGCGUCUGUUUGCAUACAAGUACGCCCACUCGCAUAUAGAGUGCGUCCCAUACGAGGGCGGCAAGACGAUUGUCAAUCUACCUAUUCUCUACCCCCGAUCGGCUGUCUUGUUGGAUUCAAGCAUCUCCUCCGGAGACGUCUUUGUUACUCGCGUCGAAACCCACACAAACGAGGUCAAGGUUACUUUUGAAGAAGACAGCUCGUCCGAGGAAGAAGCCGAGAUCCGUCUAUGCACGCUCAAAGGUGGAAAACUGACCGGCGUUGGUAUCUAUGCAUCGAAGAAAGGUCAACAGGACUUGCUCCCGGUAAUCAAGUCCGUCAAAGUCGAAAUUCCCAAAUCUGUACCACCUCCCAGUGUCGAUCUGCUUCCUCCUCCCAGGCGCCACCACUGUCUGGUCCGCUUCUUCAAGUGGGCUGGGGUAUGGGACUCCAAACAGACUGAGAUGGCCAAGCUCCGGGACAACUAA